Molecule: messenger RNA, 2496 nt
Organism: Pogoniulus pusillus (Red-fronted tinkerbird)
Lineage: Eukaryota; Metazoa; Chordata; Aves; Piciformes; Lybiidae
Gene: TMEM196
Product: transmembrane protein 196
Exons: 4
Coding region: 1255-1590 (111 amino acids)
Source: RefSeq, a predicted model, not a curated record
AAUCAUUUUUCUGACUGCAGCAAAAUGGUGUAGUACUUCACAAGUCACAGCAGAACUUCAUAUUAAGGACAUGAUAAUAUUGUAAGCAAUAUCAUGUUAUAGACAUGGCAGUAUUGUAAGCAAUAUCUGGCUUAGUUUUCUAUCAGUCUGAUUAUUCUGCUGUGUACAGAUGGGAGUCAAGUUAAGCCAAUAUAAAUGUGAAGGGAAGAUAAACUCUCCAUCAGAUUAUCUCUCAAUAUUGAUGAGUUAUUCUGAAGCCUGUUACAAUGGCAAUCUCAUUUCCUGAAGCAUGUGGACCAUAACCAGUUUCUAAGGGCUAUCUGCUCUGGUGGUCUCAUGGAGCAAUCCCUUCCCAGUGGACUGCAGCAUAGAGCCUGAAUCCAAAGUUUCUGACAAGAUUCUCAUCCCAGCUGUGUAAAGAAGUGGUCUCCAUAGAUGGUUUCUACCACAAAGGUUUAAGUACAUAUAGAAAGCCUCAUGGAGUAAACAUCAAAGGCCUGUCUAGAUCAACAUCUGACAGUCAAAUAGUAUCAAGGGGAGUGAACAAGACAGUAGUUUAGCAGUGUCUCCAUAAUAAUGUCUUUUGCCCUUAAGUAAUUUGUAGUUCAGGGACCGAGGUGGCACCUGUGUGCUUAAAGUGACAGGAGAUCUUUACACGUCUCAUUAAUUGCAGCCUGUUUCACAUCCUUGUGAAGUUCUGUGAAACAUUUUAACUGAGUUAAAAAUAAACAAACAAGCAAACACAGGCACCACAUCGAUCUGCCGUAGAGCUGCAGCACAGAUUUCUCUGUUGGUUCUCUUGCUUCUUUGUCCAGCACGUUCACUCUGAACAAAGUCUCCACAAAAGCUGUAGAAAACCUCCAAACUGCUGACUGAACAAAUUAGAACUGAACAGGAGGCAGAGUCAGAUGGCACAGAAAGCAAGAGAUUCACUGUGAACACGAGGCGUUCACGCCUGAGAAGCGAUGCAAAACUGCACAGCUGAAAUGAUGACACUCUGCAAUGUAACCUUUUUGAAUGAAGCCCUGGAAAUCAGAAGAAUUGUGUCCUGGUAGUCCUUCUGUUGACUUGCUUUUUAACAUGAUCGCCUCACGCCGGUCGUGUUAAACUCAGCUUUAUCUUACACGCAACAUCAAUCUCAACUCUUGUACACCAGAAGGCAGUGGAUUCCCUCAGAGCUCUUUGGGAGCCGAGGGAGAUAAAAGCAAUGUCUGUGCAGUACUUUUCAGUCCGUGAUGCUACUAAACCUUUGAGAUGAUACUUUUCUCUGCCUGUUGCAUCUGUGGACUAAUCGGAGGGAUCUUAAAUUUUCAAUUUCUUCGUGCUCUGACAAAGAAGUCGUCUGCUCUCUAUUCUUUGCAUCUUGCCUCCAUGUCUCUUGCAUGCAUUGGAAUUGGUGGUUGCACCCUUUCUUCAUGGCUCACUUGUCGGCUAGCCAGCUAUGAACAAAGGCGAAUGUUCUCAGAAAGAGAACAUUCAUUGCAUCACUCCCAUGAAAUGGCAGAAAAAAGAUUGAGGGGUAUUGAAAUAACCGACCUGCCCAGCUGCCCGGUGGUUCCCCCGACACCAGAGUUACCUCCAAGGAAAUGACAGACAACCUAAGCAAUGGAGGCCCACAUCUGAUUUAUAAUGGAAGUGUAUAUUAAAAGGAUUUUUUUAAAGUUCCAUGGAAAGAAGUGGGCUUAGAAUUUUCUUCAGGAAAAAAUAGACUCCAAGAAAUUGAGCAGAUGGAACUACCUUAGCUUUUACAGCUCAAGAAUCACGACUGCAGAGCAGCACAGUUGCAUUUCUCUUUUAGAAGGAUGUUCCAGAUUCGUCUCUCCUAAACAUUUUGUGGAUGUACAGUAUUUAUUCACUUCCUGGCUACUCUCUUUGGGUUGUUUUGGGGGUUGAUUUUGUUUUGGUUUGGGUUUUUUUUUUUUUUUGUCUGAAUAACUUUUCAAGACUGUGAUAAUAUUUGAAAGAGACAUCUCAAGGCUCUUCUUCUAAUGAAGUCUCAAAAACUAGAAAAAAAAAGAAUUAAACUAAACCACAUUCAGCCUGGUCACAGGAUUCCUAAAGAGAAGAGGAGAGGACAGAGGAAGGAUGGCUCAGGGGAAUCAUUUUCUCCUCCCCACUUGGCAGCAUCUGGUGUAAUAUGAUGGCUUCAGAUCAUAUGGCACAGUACCAGCAAUACAUCUGCACAGCCCCCUCCCUGCAUCCCGAAUGCAUUCAGCCUCAGUUUUCCCAGUAGAUCGUAUCAAAAAGAGUACAAAUCACUCUUCCAAGAGGCUCUCAUUUCACCUUCAGAGUGUAUAUGGACAGUGUGCUGAAAACAACACCAAUGUCUUUGUUUUGAAAGACAGAAUGCUCUAAGAACGCCAUAAAUCAAAGAACCUCAACAAUGCCUUGUUGUAAAAAAACAGAAUGCAAUUGUAAAUAUUUCCAGUUUGUGAAUGAAGUCUAUUUCGUAACUUGUUCAUAAAAGAUGACAAAUAAAGGGAAAUAUAAACCAGA